Trematosphaeria pertusa is the source of this 2435-nucleotide messenger RNA. RefSeq names its product DAO-domain-containing protein. Bases 101 to 2287 code for a protein of 728 amino acids. Lineage: Eukaryota; Fungi; Ascomycota; Dothideomycetes; Pleosporales; Trematosphaeriaceae. Gene Ontology annotation, molecular function: glycerol-3-phosphate dehydrogenase (quinone) activity. The transcript has 4 exons. Gene Ontology annotation, cellular component: mitochondrion; glycerol-3-phosphate dehydrogenase (FAD) complex. The record is from RefSeq and is a predicted model, not a curated record. Gene Ontology annotation, biological process: glycerol-3-phosphate metabolic process.
GCCUAGUUUGACGAAACAUUUCUUUCCAUAUCGAAUACGCGCAGUCACGACCCUGGACGCAGUGUCGAAUUGAUCGCAUAGAAAAGGCCCAGCAGACACAAUGGCGACCAGGCGUUCAAGUCGGCUCCUCAGGCCGCUGCUCUACACUACGGGCGCCGGUCUGGCUGGUGGUGCAGCGCUCUAUGCGAUAUACCGUCCCCGAGAUAUCCCUGGCACCGAAGCUGCGGCAGUUCCACCUCCGACGUAUGGCGAGGGCGGCGUCUUUCGGCCACCGAAGUUCCCCAAUGUUAAGUCGAGAGAUGACCAGAUCGCUGAUCUCAAACGGAGCGCCGGCGUGAUUGCUGGAGCUGCGAAUAAGGUUAAGAGCGGGAUUAGCAGCUGGAUUCUCGGGAGUGGUACCACCCCGGCGGAGAAGGGCGAAGAAGAGCCGUACGAUCUGUUGAUCAUUGGUGGUGGUGCGACGGGAUCCGGGAUCGCGCUCGAUGCUGUUACAAGGGGACUGCGGGUCGCGCUGGUUGAGCGGGAUGACUUCAGUAGUGGGACGAGUAGUAAGAGUACGAAGCUGGUGCAUGGCGGUGUGCGAUACCUAGAGAAGGCGGUUUGGAACUUGGAUUACAAUCAGUACAAGUUAGUCGUAGAGGCCCUUCGCGAACGACGGUACUUCUUGGACACAGCACCGCAUCUUUCGUCAUGGCUACCCAUCAUGAUCCCAAUCUCGAAGUGGUGGCAGGCUCCUUACUUUUGGGCCGGUACGAAAUUCUACGACUUCCUGGCUGGCUCGGAGAACAUCGAGAGCUCGUACUUCUUGACCAAGAGCAAAGCGCUCGACGCAUUUCCCAUGCUCAAGAAAGAUGGGCUGUUUGGGGCUCUUGUGUACUAUGAUGGCGCACACAACGACUCCCGCAUGAAUGUGUCCCUCGCGAUGACCGCAGCGUUGUACGGUGCGACCGUUGUGAACCAUAUGGAAGUCACGGCACUGGAAAAAGAUGCUUCUGGAAGACUUAAUGGGGCACGGGUUAAGGACUGCAUUACUGAGUUAAACGGUAAGAAAGCGGAAGAGUUCACCAUCAAAGCAAAGGGCAUCAUCAAUGCCACAGGGCCGUUCACAGACUCAAUCCGGAAAUUAGACGAUCCGGGCGUGGAGGAGAUCGUAGCCCCGAGCUCCGGCGUGCAUGUCAUUCUGCCCGGGUACUACAGCCCCGCGAAUAUGGGUUUAAUUGACCCGUCGACGUCCGACGGCCGGGUGAUCUUCUUCCUUCCAUGGCAGGGCAACACGAUUGCAGGUACGACUGACACAGCGACUACGGUUACUAAGGAUCCUGUUGCAGGGGAAGACGAAAUUGAAUGGAUUCUGAAAGAGAUUCGGCGCUAUCUGCAACCGGAGAUUAACGUCCGUAAGGGCGAUGUUUUGGCGGCCUGGUCUGGCAUCCGACCGUUAGUGAGAGAUCCCAAGGCGAGCAAAACGGAAGGCCUUGUCCGGAAUCAUCUAGUGACCAUCUCUCCGUCGGGUCUCCUCACGUGUGCAGGCGGCAAGUGGACUACGUACCGAGAAAUGGCAGAGGAAACCGUGGACGAGGCAAUCAACGAGUUCAACCUUACGCCGAAGGCUGUAGUCAGCCCACCGCGCGUCAGUGGUACCCAAGUCGAAGACGAAGCUCCUCUGGAUGGAACGUGCCAGACGCACCGUGUCAGGCUGGUCGGUGCACACGGAUACUCCAAGACGCUCUUCAUCAACCUAAUCCAGCACUACGGAGUUGAGACCGAAGUGGCCAAGUAUCUCUGUGCAGCCUACGGCGACCGAGCAUGGACGGUUGCGGCACUCUCAUCCCCAACCGAGCAGCGCUUUCCUGUGCGCGGUAAACGUAUCUCAACCCUCUACCCCUUCAUCGACGGUGAAGUCCGCUACUGCGUGCGGCACGAGUAUGCUCAGACGGCCACCGACGUCAUCGCGCGGCGAAUGCGACUCGCCUUCUUGAACGCGCAGGCAGCGCUAGAGGCUCUACCCAUGGUGAUCGACCUCAUGAGCGAGGAACUGCAUUGGGACACGAAGCGGAAGGAGAGGGAGUGGACGAAUGCGGUAGCGUAUUUGGGGAGCAUGGGCCUGCCGAAGAAUAAGCUGACGCUGACGAGGAAGGAUGUGGAGAGUGGCAGGGUGGGCAAGUAUACGGACGAGGAGUAUCAUUUGUAUGCACGGCAUGAUAAACCUGAUGAGACGCUGGAGUCGGACUCGAAGUAUCCGCCAGGCCAUAAUCCGGUCAUGGGCAGCGAGUCUGGAGCGAACAAGUAGACUCAGUCCUUCCCUUCUGGAUGCCCUUUGGUUGUGGAGGGUGGACCCCGUUUCCGCUUCGCGCAACAUCCUAUGAUCUUUAAUCAUAUUCUUCUGUCGUAGAUACUUCUCCAGUACUCAUUCCUCGGGCGUUCCUCUUGGAUGCUUC